Molecule: messenger RNA, 450 nt
Organism: Phytophthora sojae
Lineage: Eukaryota; Oomycota; Peronosporomycetes; Peronosporales; Peronosporaceae
Exons: 2
Coding region: 1-450 (149 amino acids)
Source: RefSeq, a predicted model, not a curated record
AUGCUGGAUGUUGUGGAAGCUAUCCUUCCCUUUGGAGCUGAGCAGUGGCAAAACGCUGCGUCUCAGUUCAAUACAAAUAUUCCAGCAGGGUGGACUGAGCGAGAUGGCGACAGCCUCAAACGUAAAUUCCAAAAGCUGGUUCGUGUUCCUAAACCGACAGGGAACGGAACAUGUCCCGAGGAGGUGCAGCGCGCCAAGCGUCUACAAUAUGCCAUUGAGGCUUCAUUGUCUGUUGUUCAGCUCCACGACAACUUUUCGGACGAAGAGUUCGAGGAGGGAGAUCCCGACCACGACACCGACGAGGAAGCUGCAAGCUCCGUGCUUGUGACUGCUAGUUCACCUCUAGCAGCCUCGACGGACUCACAAUUAACCCAAACACCCACGGCAACUUACAACAGAACACCUCGAGCAACAUGUCGUAGGUAUGGGGAAGGAGAGAGACGGUAUUGA